AUGUCAGCAUAUGCAGGCUACUCCAAAACGAGCUACGGCGCCCAAGGCGGCGAUGACUCGGGCGGCUUCUUCGCCGGUGGUUCACAACCAGGCAGUCAAGGCGGCAAAUCAUACCAAGAUGAAUCCCUCCGCCCCGUAACCGUCAAGCAGAUCCUCGAAGCAGACGAGGCCUUCUCCGGCGCCGACUUCAAAAUCGACAACACGGCCAUAACCCAAAUCACCUUUGUCGGCCAGGUCCGCAACAUCAACCCGCAGCCCACCAACGUGACGCUGAAAAUCGACGACGGCACGGGCCAGAUUGAAGUCAAGAAGUGGAUCGACGCGGACAAGGCAGACGACGGCAACGCAGACCAGUACGAGCUCGACUCCUACGUGCGCGUAUGGGGCCGCCUCAAGUCGUUUUCGAACAAGCGCCACGUGGGCGCCCACGUCAUCCGGCCCGUCACCGACUUCAACGAGGUGAAUUACCACUUGUUGGAGGCGACGUACGUGCAUUUGUACUUGACGAAGGGCCCGCUGGGGCAGGACGGCGCGGCCAACGGCGGCGGGGAGAGCAUGUUUGUGGACGGCGGCGGGUACGCGGGCAACGCCAACGGUGGUGGUUCUGGGCAGAUGCUGAGCAAGGUGUCUGGCUGUUCGCCGCUGGCGAAGAGGAUGUUCAACUUUAUGAAUGGGACUCCCGGCAUGAACGAGGGGGUCCAUCUGAAUGUGAUUAGUAGCUCGACGGGCAUGUCGGUGAGGGAUGUGCUGGCAGCGGCGGAUGAGUUGCUGGGCCAGGGCUUGAUUUACACGACUGUUGAUGAUGAGACUUGGGCUAUUUUGGAGUGCUAG
Metarhizium brunneum ARSEF 3297 is the source of this 831-nucleotide messenger RNA. It is a transcript of the gene ssb2, whose product is annotated as Replication factor A protein 2. The record is from RefSeq and is a predicted model, not a curated record. Gene Ontology annotation, biological process: DNA replication; nucleotide-excision repair; double-strand break repair via homologous recombination. NCBI's taxonomy places the organism in Eukaryota, Fungi, Ascomycota, Sordariomycetes, Hypocreales, Clavicipitaceae. Gene Ontology annotation, cellular component: site of double-strand break; chromosome, telomeric region; nucleus. Gene Ontology annotation, molecular function: single-stranded DNA binding.